Trypanosoma conorhini is the source of this 1164-nucleotide messenger RNA. RefSeq lists its product as uncharacterized. The transcript has a single exon. The coding region runs from base 1 to 1164 and encodes 387 amino acids. The record is from RefSeq and is a predicted model, not a curated record. NCBI's taxonomy places the organism in Eukaryota, Euglenozoa, Kinetoplastea, Trypanosomatida, Trypanosomatidae.
AUGCUUAUUCCAGUGCAAAGAGAUGCGGGCGCGUUUGGAAGCUGCUCAACGCGUCUCUUCUGCCUCUUUGCACGCUAUCCACCCCUUCUGAUGUACGUAGUGGCCGCUGCACUGUUGCUGUACCUCCUCGUUUCCAAAAAUGCCGCGGCCAGGGCAAAUGCUGUUGGGGGCGCUGUGCUUUCUUGCUUCCUCUCCGCCCGCACGCUUCGCGGCAGUCUGCAUUUUUUGUGGCAAGACCGUGGACGACUGACUUUUGCUCGCGUCGCGGAUUGUGUCGCGUUGCGGGCACCUGCGGGGCUCAGAGGGAAAAGUGCGGUUUACAUGAUUUUUGCCGAUAUAUUUCUUCUUCCGCUUUGCAUCGCGGUCUCUGCCUUUCGCGACGUGAAGUUGCUCACACACCUCGCCUUCAUACUUCACCCCCAUCGCACUUCAUCUCUCUGGUUCGCCUGGGCCUUGCCAUUGGGCGGGCUGCUGCUCAACCUCCUCCAUUGGGGUGUUCUCCUGCCGAUGGAUCGAAGAGGUCCGCACCGCUUCAUGAGUGGGAGAGCAAUAGCCCCACGCAUCCUCGCUUUUUUUUCCACCUGGUUGGGGAUUCCAACACUCUCCGUAGUGUGCGCCAUGCUUCCCUGUGAUGGGGAGGCAAUGGCCUUUGUUGCCGACGCAAAGUGUUUGUCCUCCUUCCACCGUUGGUGCAUUGGACUUGGGGCCCUCGUUUUUGUACUCUACUUUCUUUCACAGGACGUUGCACUGGGUUUGCUCAGGCACUGCGGAGACACAGAUUCUGACGAACGCCGUUGUGAUGGUCUGAUGUUGCAGCUCAUGAUGUUUCAUCGGUGUGCGUACAUUUUUAUUGCUGUCUUUGCAGACAGACAGAUUUGGUACGUUCUUGCCGGGACAUUGUCGGCUUUUAUCCUGCUGCUGAUGUGCAGAGCCUUCUUUGCGUCUGCCAGAGUAUUGAACGAUCUGACACGAGCCUCCUUGCUGCAGUGUCUUUUGGGUUCCUUCUGCUGCUCGCUGACCUACGUCAUGGAUCUCACCUCCGCCGCUUGGCUGUGGGUGUGCGUGUCGCUGUUGGGCGGGGCACUGCUGUUUGCGCUGCUCUUUCAUCGCCAUGGGAUGUGCCUCUGCGAGAGUGCCAGUGAGGUAUGGAUCGUUGGCAGUUAG